AACUUCUUCAAGGUAAAUAACCUUAUAAAUUUUGUAUAAAUUUUAUGUGUUGUUUACAACCAAACCAUGAAAGAAAUAAUCCACAUACAGUUGGGCCAGGCCGGCAAUGCUGUCGGUAACCGGUUCUGGGAAGUUGUAUCGGAGGAGCACUCCAUAGACCCGUCGGGAAGAUACUACGGGUCUAACGUCACCCAUUUAGAAAAGAUAAACGUGUUCUACAACGAAACGGUCCACAACAAGUUCAUACCGAGGGCAAUUUUGGGUGACGCAGACAAAUACACCGCCGAUUUGAACAGAAGCGGUACGUUCGGCAAAUUGUUUGAGCCGGACAACAUCAUCGGCGGUACCACAACGGCCGGCAACAACUGGGCUAAAGGCAUGUACACGGAAGGCGCCGAAAUAGCAGAAUCCAUCCUGAAUUGCGCCCGAAAAGAAGUCGAGCGGUGCGAGUACUUCGAAGGUUUCCAAAUGGUGCACGCCCUUGGUGGUGGUACCGGAUCGGGACUCGCCUGCCAUUUACUGCAGAAGCUCCGCGACGAGUAUCCGGGCAGAAUGAUCUGUACUUACUCCAUAGUACCCAGCGUCAAAGUAUCGGACACCGUCGUUGAACCUUACAACACCAUUUUAACCUUGCCCUAUUUAAUAAAUUACGCGGAUGAAGUGUUUGUAAUUGAUAACGAGGCACUCCACGAUAUCUGCUACAACAAUUUAAAAUUAAUGAAUGCCACACAUGCAGACUUUAACUUCUUGACGUCGCGUGCUAUGGCUGGCAUCACCACGUUUUUCAGACUUCCGGGGGACAUGAACGGGAGUUUGAGGGAAAUCAAAAGUAACAUGGUACCCUACCCCCACCUACAUUUUCUAAUGCCAGCAUUUGUGCCUAUGGUGACCAGGGACAUGUUGCCCCUCCAGAAGAACUCUUUGAAACAAUGUGUAUCCGAUGCCUAUAACGUCAACAGCCUUAUGUGCAAGUGCGAUCCAAAUAACGGCAAGUACCUCACCAAGUACUGCACGUUUAGAGGUGAAAUAUCUAAAAAAGACCUGGACUUAUUGGUUGAUAAGAUGAAUGAGGAUCAAGAGGAUUACUUGGUGGAGUACAUUCCUAAUAAUAUUAAAGCAUCCAUUUGUAACAUACCAAUGAAGGGCUUCAAAUUCGCAGCAGCUUUUAUAGGCAAUAAUACUGCCAUUUGUGAGGUCUGGGACAGGAUCUAUGAACCAUACUGCGCCAUGCUAGAGAGGCAGUGGUACUUGAAUUGGUACUACUGCGAAGGGUUAGAAGAGGAGGAGUUCUUUGCCGCUCAAAGAAGUGCUAUUAGCCUUUUCAAAAGGUACCGGUCUUGUGAAGGGGUGUACUGUGAUACUGACUCGGAAGAUGACUUAAUAAUGGUCGAAGAAUAACUAUCAUAAUUACAGUGAAAUUAUUUAUUAACAUUUAAACGUGUAAUCAAAAUAAUUGUGUAAUUUUUAUUUAUAUCGGAUAAUAACAAAAUUGCGUGACUUUCCUAUAUUGUUUUCGCAAAAAUAAAAACAAUAACAUGGGCUCAA
This is a messenger RNA of Aethina tumida (small hive beetle), 1545 nucleotides long. RefSeq lists its product as uncharacterized. Gene Ontology annotation, molecular function: GTP binding; structural constituent of cytoskeleton; GTPase activity. Gene Ontology annotation, biological process: microtubule cytoskeleton organization; mitotic cell cycle. Bases 67 to 1398 code for a protein of 443 amino acids. The record is from RefSeq and is a predicted model, not a curated record. Lineage: Eukaryota; Metazoa; Arthropoda; Insecta; Coleoptera; Nitidulidae. Gene Ontology annotation, cellular component: microtubule; cytoplasm. The transcript has 2 exons.